This is a messenger RNA of Melopsittacus undulatus (budgerigar), 1788 nucleotides long. RefSeq names its product kelch like family member 34 (gene KLHL34). Bases 1 to 1788 code for a protein of 595 amino acids. Gene Ontology annotation, molecular function: protein binding. The record is from RefSeq and is a predicted model, not a curated record. The transcript has a single exon. NCBI's taxonomy places the organism in Eukaryota, Metazoa, Chordata, Aves, Psittaciformes, Psittaculidae.
AUGAGUUACUUCCUGUCCUACUGUAAAGCGCACUGCACCACCGUACUUGCCCAGUACCAGACCCUGAGAUCAGAGGGCUUUCUGUGUGAUAUUUUGCUAAAAGUGAAGGAAAAUGAAUUUCCUGCACACAAGUCCUUGUUGGCAUGCUCCAGCGACUAUUUCCGAGCCAUGUUCAAAAGUUACACCCAAGAGUCUAAGGCCAGUGUAAUUCACUUGCAAGUUGUCUCACCCACUGGUCUCCAGCAUGUCCUGGAUUUCAUCUACACUUCCAUGUUGCCCCUGUCCUUUGAAAGCCUGGAGGAUACCUUGGAAGCUGCAAGCUACUUGCAGGUGACUGAUGCUAUUGGCUUGUGCAAUCAAUACUUAGUUAACAACCUUGCCUUGGAAAACUGCUGCUUCUCUGCCAACGUGGCCAGGAAGUUCUACUUGCCAGAUGCCUUAGAAGCAACAGAAAACUACAUUGUCAAAAAUCUCUGGAAGCUGCUGGACUUGGAUUUGCCAGGACUGCUCGAGCUGAACUUCAGGUCUUUGCUAGCAGUGGUUCAAUCACCAGAUCUCCCCAUAGUGAAAGAAAGCUGCUUGUUGAAUCUUGUGCUGCUCUGGCUGAAGCAGGAUAAGUCCAGGCUGGUUCAGACAAGCAGCCUUUUAGAGCACAUAAGAUACGGUCUCAUUCCAGUGGAAGAGCUGAGAAAAACCUACAGACAGUCAGAAGUACCUCUCUCAGCAAGUAUUAAGUGCCUGAUCAUUAAAGCAAUAAAUUACCAUACAUCUGUUUACAAACAGCCUGUCCUGCAGGAUAAGUCCACUACACUAAGGAAUGAGAAAACUCGCAUCAUUCUGCUGGGGGGAGGAACAGCAAGUGAGGGGCUUGUCACAGAUGUGGUGGCCUUCGAUGUUUACAAUCACAGAUGGCGAACUCUCACGAAGCUGCAGGACAGGGUGCAGAACCACAGCGUAUGCGUGGUGGGAAACUUCCUCUAUGUUUUGGGUGGGGAAAUAGAAAAUGGUGCUCCAGGUGACACUAAAACAGAAAAGAACCUAUCGGUUACAAACAAGGUCUACCGUUAUGACCCGAGAUUUAACACAUGGACCCAAAUCACAGGCAUGCUGGAGAAGAGAUGCCAGUUUUCUUGCUGUGUUCUAGGCAAGGAUAUCUUUGCUAUUGGUGGAAAGGGUGGGGAUGGGUCACUGCAUUCAUCUGUGGAAGUCUACAACAUCAGCAGGGACAGAUGGACAAAGGCAAGGGAAUUGCCAUGUAAGAUGCACGGCCAUGCCAGUGCCAUUUGCAGAAAUACUAUAUACAUCUCUGGUGGCAAGUACUCAGACCCAGCCAGCACAAGCAAGGAUGUAUAUUCUCUGAGCUCAUUUGAAGGGCAGUGGGUGAAACAAGCCCCCAUGAGCAUUGCUCGAUUUGGGCAUCAGAUGGCAACAAUCAGAGAAGCCAUAUUCACCUUUUUAGGAUUAUAUGAACCAUUCUCUGAAAUAGAAAGAUAUGAUCCUGAUCAAAACCAAUGGACUCGGUUAAGACCACUGAUCUAUGAUCGAUUUUCCUAUGGACUGGCAGUGGUAGAGGAAACGGCUCUUCUUAUUGGGGGAAAGAAAUGGCAAAACUCACAGGAAGUCCCCACGCAAGAUGUGGUUGGCUACGACAUUGACAAUGAUGGCUGGGAAGAGAUCUGCAAAGCUCCCUCGCCUUGGUGUGGGCUGCAGUGCGCGGUGCUGCAACUCUCUGAACUGGCCGAUGAGCAGGAGAGUGACAGCCAGCGGAAGAGGCGGCUGAACUGCUGA